Molecule: messenger RNA, 11861 nt
Organism: Morone saxatilis (striped sea-bass)
Lineage: Eukaryota; Metazoa; Chordata; Actinopteri; Moronidae
Gene: pkhd1l1.1
Product: PKHD1 like 1, tandem duplicate 1
Exons: 67
Coding region: 1-11496 (3831 amino acids)
Source: RefSeq, a predicted model, not a curated record
AUGGAGUCCCAGUUGAAGCCGGCGGCUCUCCUCCUGGCUCUGUGGUGCUGCUGCAGUGCUCAACGCGUUAACUACAUAUGGCCACAUCAAGGAAGCGUCAAUGGAGCAACACGGCUCACCAUAAAUGGCGACGGUUUUGCUCAGGAAAAACAAUUCCAGCUGAAUCCAAAAGACGACACAUUUGGCAACCGUGUGACCCUAGUGUCAGACACCCGGUCAGUCCCCUGUGAGGUGGAGAGAGACUCAACACAUGGCAACCAGAUCCUGUGUUACACCAGUGCCAUGCCGAGUGAUCAAUAUGUGGUCCGUGUCAGCGUGGACGGUGUUCCUAUUCCUGACAGCAAUAUAUGCAGUGGCGCAUACAAACCAUACUAUUGCAGCAUAUAUACUGUCUGGUACCGCACACCUACCAUCGCCACCCUGAGUCCAGUCACUGGUCCCCCAGGCACCUUGGUGACACUGCGAGGACGGAUCUUCAGUGAUGUGUAUGGAAGCAACACCGACAAGAGCUCCAAUGGCCUCGACGUCAGAUUUCUGAGAUCCUACAUGGGAGGGAUGCCAUGCGAGUUGCUUAAACCGGAGUCAGAUGAACUGUAUAACCUACAACUGGACUCUGAAACUUCUCAGUGGGGAUACAUGAGCUGCAAAAUGACGGGGACGUAUGUUGGGCAUCACAACUUGAGUUACAUUCUCGAUAACGAUUUUGGAAGGAGUCUGACAGACAAGAAUCUUUACAGAGUUUCAUCUUUGGAAAAACUCUCUAUGUUUCAGACCUUUGCAGAGGUGACAGGAGUCUCGCCAUCCAACGGUAGCGUCAUGGGUGGAACCCUGCUGACCGUCCACGGCCGCUUCUUCGACCAAACCGAUCUCCCAGCACGUGUUCUCGUCGGAGGCCUGCCUUGUGAAAUCCAGAGUGUGUCCGAUGACAGAAUAACGUGCAGGACGGCCAAACACGAUACAGACAAAAACAUGACAGUCUACCCAGGUGGAAGAGGCUUGAAGAUGGAGGUGUGGAACGACACAAGACCUAGAUACCUGACUGACAUUCGCAACUACAAUGACAACACAACGGGAUACUGGGCACAGUGGAUCGACUCCAUGCCGCACAUCUUUCCUUUAGAAUUGGAUUUGAUCAGCACUCGAACCAGAGGGUUCUUCGUCCCUCCACAGAGCGCCAACUACACUAUUUACUUCCACUGUGAUGACCGAUGUGAGCUCUACUUCAGCAACUCCAGCCGCCCAGAGGAUAUGGUUAAAAUUGCCUUCCAACCAUAUUAUGUCGCAGACUACACAAAACUGGAAUCACAAAAGUCUGAAGUAAUGGCUCUAGAGAAAGGAAAACCCUACUACUUGGAAAUCCUGCAUCAAGAGUAUGGUGGUAAAGGUCAUGUGAACAUUGCCUUGUUCAAAGGGGAGAGCCCCUUUACUGAAGACCAGACGGACGAUGCUGUCAAUGAGGUUCAGAAUAUCGUGAUUGAAUAUGAGGUGUUCGAUGAGGAACUGGCGGUGACCUUUGAAUCGUGGCCCAGCAGUGCCGCCGCAGUCAAAGAGGUGCAGAAGGUUACCGUCAGCAGCAACUGUGCCAGCCAUCUUUGUGGGAGCACCUUCUUCAGCCUGGGCUAUGGAGAAGCAAUGACUGGACCAAUUCCAGUCAGCUCCUCAGCAAUUAUAGUGGAAGCAGCCUUGAACAGCCUUUGGUCCAUCAAACCCGACACAGUUAAGGUCACAAGACAGGACGAUGGCCAAGGAUCGCACUACAUAGUCACAUUCAACUCUGAUAGAGGGGAUUUCAAACCUCUUCGCUCAGAGGUUUUUGGCUCCGACACCAACGUCACUGUUGCUGAGGUUACAAAGGGAACAAGCAACAUGGAGACCUUCACUCUGGUCUGGGGGGGAAUCCCUACAAAGCCCAUCGCCUUCAAUGCAACUGAGUCUGAGGUGCAGUCGGCCCUGCAGGUGAUGAUGAAAGCCAAGUGCCCCGGAGAGAUCUUGACAACGGAAGGGACUAAUGUGAAAUACUUCAAUGACUUUGAAAAUGAUAUCUCUCAGUUCGAUACUGCUGAGGAAGGCACUCCAGUGAACAACUCUGGUUUCUGUGGCCAAUGGUCACUGAAGAACGCUGUGGUUCUUUUCAAGGAAAGUUACAACAAAGAGUCUGGUGAUGCCUACGGACCAGUUUCAUUGGAUGAUCAUUCCACGCUUUGCUUUGCAUACAAGGGAAUGCUGAAGGAUGAAGUUGGAAUGAAGUUCACUUACCGCAACAGCGACGGCCAAACCAAGACAGAGACCGCAAAGAUCAACACUGUUUUCAAUAAGGGCCACAAAUGGAGUUACACAUGCAUGGACCUGCAGAGUUCCCUGCAGACAGAAUACAUUGGCAGCAAAUACAGUCUGCUGGAGCUUUACCUCUACAAUGACGAGUCUGGUGAUUUCUAUGUGGAUGCCGUUUACAUUGGAAAGACGCCCACAACAAGUGAUGUGAACGUUGUUCCCCACAAGAGAAGGCCUCCACCUUUUGAGAGCUCUGGUCAUUUCUUCGAGGUGUUUUCUAUUAGCAAAGACACAUCAACUGGUUCACAGAUCAGCUACAAAAUCAAAGCCAUGGCGGUAGAUUGUGGCUUUGGGUUCCCACUGCUAGAAGUUGGCUUCCUGCAGAUGUCCAACAGCAGCGAGGACAUGGCUGAGUUCAGGCAAGGAGCAGCCACCGUCACCAUCACUCGCCCUCACAGAGCCACCCCUCCUCUGAACGGCACAUUUGAUGUGGAGAUUUACGGAGGCCGAGCUGAAGGUCUGUCAGUGGACAUCAGCGAGGAGGACCUGAAGUACGCCCUGGAGGGAAUUGCUGGGAUGGGUCAGGUCAGCGUUACAUAUCAGGGAAGCUGCAGACGCCCCAAGUGGAGGGUCGAGUGGCUCACUAAACCCGGAGACCAGCCUCUGAUGCAGCUUAACGGCUCGUCGAUUGUUGGCAAAAAUGUAGAUGUUUUCGCCCAGGAGAAAAAGAAGGGAGGAUUGUUGUUCAGAGGCCUCUUAGGAGAUUUCUUCCGUGUCUGUGAAACCAAACCACAGGUGGAGGUUUACAUCAAUGGCAUUCCCUCAAAGUGUUCUAGUGAUUGCGGGUUUGAAUGGUCUGAGGACGCAACUCCAGUUGUGACUGGAAUCAGCCCAUCUCAAGGAUCGAAUGGGCUUGGGACUCUUUUGACUGUUACUGGAACUGGCUUCCGUAGUGAAAAUGCCUCCAUCUUUGUGGGAAAGGCCAGGUGCGAUGUUGAACAGAUCACCGCUACCACUCAGGUGUGCAGACUGGGCAGCGCCAGUGCUGGUACCUACCCCGUGUCCGUCAGCUUCCCCUCUCUGGGUAAUUCACGCUACCCAGACGGCAACAUGUUCCACUUCACCUACCAACUCAUUGUUUCCUCUUUCACUCCGCUCUCUGGAAGUGUGGCAGGAGGCACACUGCUGACAGUGAGUGGUUUCGGCUUCGGCCAGAACACCACAGUUACUGUUGGCAGCGAGGAGUGCGUGGUGGUUCAUGCCGGCGACACCGAGCUGAAAUGCAGAACGCCACCAGGAACUGCAGGAUCACAAAAUGUCACAGUGAUGAUGGGAAACAUGAGUCAGACAGCCAACAGCUCCUUCACCUACGAUAAUAACCUCACACCGCAGAUCUCAGGCCUGAGCCCUCAAACUACCACUGUGAUUGGACAUCACGUUCUUACCAUCCAGGGUUCGAACCUGGGAGGCCAAGACAAUGACAGCAUGGUGUUCGUAGGCAGGAAGGAGUGUGUCACCGUCCAGUGGACAUCAACAAACAUCACCUGUCUUCUCCCUGUGCUGCCGCCCGAUCUGUACAAGGUGGAUGUACAGGUAGGAAACAAUGGCUACCCCCAGACAAGCAACGGUGUGAACGCCACCAUUGAAUACAUCCUGGAAAUCAACAGCAUCACCCCACUGUUUGGCUCUCUCCUGGGAGGAACCAGACUGAUUGUUUCUGGAUCUGGUUUCAGCACAAACACCUCUGACAACAAAGUCUCCAUUGGAGGAGCUGAGUGCGAAGUGAAGGACGCCUCAGAGAACGAGCUGCAGUGUGUUAUUCAGUCGGAGCAGCAGACUCACAUUGUCACCAACCAGGGAUCCCACCGCACUUAUGGACAGGGGUAUGCAUGGAGUCCUGCUUCACAGACGGUGUUUGUUGGAGACACAGUAAUGUGGCGCUGGGAGGCACCACCCUUCCAGAAAGUCGGGUACCGGGUCUUCAGUGUCUCCAGUCCAAGUGGCACCACCUACGAAGGCGGACCAUUCAACAGUGGACAGACCAAGACAGCCAAAGGCUUUUUCAGCUACCGUUUCACUACACCCGGUGUAUAUUACUACAGCAGUGGCUACAUCGAUGAUGCCAACGCCUUCCUGCUGCAGGGAGUUGUGAAAGUCCAGCCUCGGGAGGAGAAAAGCAGCAAGAUCUCUGUCAGUGUGGGAGGCAUGGAGGCCAGAUACGUGACUGCAGGUUCCAGUCGUGUCUCCAGAGCCACCGCACAGUGCGUCGCCUCCUCACAGUGCCAACAGACCAAUGAGACUUCAGACGGCCUUUCCUUCAGCGCCUCCGCCUGCUCCACGCCCACGGUCCACUCCAUCUCUCCCAACCAGGGGUCGUACCACCAGGUCAUCCACAUUCAGGGCAGUGCCUUCAGUGACAUUGCCUGCGCUAAUGAGGUGACAGUGGGAGAUCAGCCCUGUCAGGUGAUCAACAGCUCUCACUCUGAGAUUUACUGUCAGCUCAGCGACAAGAGCGAACUUCCCAUCGGUGUCGCUCACCCUGUAGCCGUCAGAGUCAACAACUUUGGCAGCGCCAUCAUCGCCGUCCAAGACGAGCUCGCCCGUCGUUUUGUGGUUCUGCCUGUGGUGAAUUCAGUCUUUCCCCCUAUUGGCAGCCCCACAGGCUACACGCGGGUCCUCAUCUACGGCUCUGGUUUCUCUGAAGGACAAGUGACUGUAGCCAGCGAGCCAUGCACUGUUGUGUCAGUCAAUUACACUUGUAUCACCUGUGACACUUCUGCUUCUCAGCCUCACACUGGCGAUGUCGUCUUCCAGAUGGGCAGGAUCCCAAGCUCUUGCCACUCAAACUGCUCCUUCGUGUACUCCUCCGUCACUCCCACGGUCACCGGUAUUUCCCCUGAGAGCAUCAGCGAUUUAACCACCGUCACCAUCUCGGGCUCAGGGUUUGGCAGCCGUGUGGAUGACCUGGCAGUGUUUGCCAGCACCAUACAGCUGAAUGUCACCGCCGUAACUGAUGGCAACAUUUCACUAAGAGUUAGCGCUCUGCCUGCGGGCGACCAUCCAGUCAUAGUGAUUGUGAGAAGUAAAGGCCUCGCAUCCGGUCCUGUAACCCUAAGCAGCCAAGCCCAAGCUGGCCUCAACCCUGACACGGGCAGUCUGGCAGGAGGAACCUCUCUCAUCUUCACUGGAAACGGUUUCGCUCCAGGGAACACCAGCGUGACGGUCGAUGGCCAACCCUGCGAGAUUCAGGAGGUGACACCGGGUCAGCUGCGCUGUCUGACGCCUCCUCACAGCGCGGGGUUGGUGACCGUCAACAUCCAGGUCUUUUCGGUGCAGUAUCCUCCUCUCAACUUCACCUACUCUGCAGCCAACACUCCUGUCAUCAGCUCCAUCAGCCCCACCACUGGGCCGAGCGGGGCAGUCGUCACACUGACAGGUUCAGGAUUUGGCACCGACUCUCAGCAAGUCUCCGUCACCAUAAACCACGUCCCCUGCAAUGUGUCCUCAGUGUCCGACACACAGGUCCAGUGCACUGCAGGGGACAACCCAGGGGGGGCGUACCCAGUCAUGCUGCAGCACCAGGUCAAAGGUCAAGCCCAGUCAAAUGUCACGUUCAUGUACGAGCUGACCCUGAGUGGCGUGCAGCCCAACGAGGGCAGUUUUGGCGGUGGCGCGCUGCUGUUCGUGCAGGGUUCUGGGUUUGACCCGCACAACUCCACUGUGAUGAUCUGCGGGGAGGAGUGCAAAGUUGACAGAGAAAUGUCGACAUCAAGCCGUCUGUACUGCGAGUCUCCUUUCAACAAUGGCACUCAGUCGGAGGUGAGCUGUACGGUUGCUGUCAUUAACCAGCUGGAUGCCGUCAACAUAUCAAAUGGCUUUGCCUACAAAUCUCAGUUGACUCCGGUGAUCACUGAGGUUUCUCCACGCAGAGGAGGCACUGCUGGAGGCACCCGGCUCACAAUCACCGGCUCCGGUUUCAGCACUAACAUGAAUGAAGUGAACGUGACAAUCGCGGGGUCUGUGUGUGAUGUUCAGUCCACCAACAACACACACAUCAUCUGUGUGACAAACGCUCAGCGACAGUCUCAGGAAACCAAAGUCAGAGUCAGCAUCGGAGACAGAGGUAUCGCCAAGAUGGAUGACGCAGAUUUCUUCUACAUUGACGUGUGGUCAUCCAGGUUCACGUGGGGUGGUCUGUCUCCACCCGAGAAGGGCUCGUUUGCUGUCAUCACUAAAGGCCAGACCAUCCUGCUGGACUCCAGCACCCCUGUGCUGAAAAUGCUCCUUAUUCAAGGAGGGACGUUGGUGUUUGAUGAAGCGGACAUCGAGCUGCAGGCAGAAAACAUCCUGAUCACAGACGGCGGGCGGCUUCAGAUCGGCCAGGAGGGGGCGCCAUUCCAGCACAAAGCCAUCAUCACACUUCAUGGAAACCUGCGCUCACCUGAACUCCCCGUUUAUGGAACCAAGACGCUGGCUGUCAGAGAGGGAGUGCUGGACAUGCAUGGUAUUCCAGUUCCUGUCCCCUGGACCCACUUGGCCCAGACAGCGACCAGUGGCUCCUCCACAGUGACCCUGAUGAAGGCAGUGACGUGGAAAGUUGGAGAUGAAAUCGUCAUUGCUUCUACCGGCCACAGGCACAGCCAGAGAGAGAACGAGGUGAGGAAGAUCGUCACUGUGUCGGCUGAUGGAAAGACUCUAACCCUGAACGAACCCCUCACGUACACUCACCUCGGGGUGACCGUCACGCUGCCUGAUGGCACCGUGUUUGAGGGCCGAGCUGAGGUGGGUGUCCUCACCAGGAACAUCGUGGUACGAGGUUCCCAAAACCAAGAAUGGAACGACAAGAUCGAAGCCUGCCCUGAAGGCUUUAACACAGGUGAAUUCACCACCCAAACCUGUUUCCAAGGAAGGUUUGGAGAGGAGGUCGGCAGUGAUCAGUUUGGAGGCUGCAUCAUGUUCCACGCUCCCAGACCAAAUGAGAAUCUUGCAAUCGGCAGACUGGAAUAUGUUGAGGUCUUCCAUGCAGGACAGGCCUUUAGACUGGGACGUUAUCCCAUCCACUGGCAUCUGAUGGGAGACAUCAACUACAAGUCAUAUGUUAGGGGUUGUGCAAUCCAUCAGACCUUCAACAGGGCCGUAACCAUCCACAACACCCACAAGCUGCUUGUGGAGCACAACGUGAUCUACAACAUCAUGGGCGGGGCCUUCUUCAUCGAAGACGGCAUUGAGACGGAGAACAUCCUGCAGUACAAUCUGGCUGUGUUUGUCAAACAAAGCACCAGCCUGCUGAACGAUGACGUCACUCCUGCCGCCUACUGGGUCACCAAUGCCAACAACAUCAUCCGCCACAACGCCGCAGCAGGAGGCACCCACUUCGGCUUCUGGUACCGCAUGCACGAGCACCCCGAUGGCCCGUCCUAUGACGCAAACAUCUGCCAGAAGAGGGUUCCCCUGGGUGAGUUUUACAACAACACCGUGCACUCUCAGGGCUGGUUCGGCCUGUGGAUCUUCCAAGACUUUUUCCCCAUGCAGAAUGGGCGCUGCAACUCCAAAACCCCCGAGCCUGCUGUCUUCCGCUCCCUCACCACCUGGAACUGCGAGAAAGGUGCUGAGUGGGUCAACGUGGGUGCCGUGCAGUUCAACAGCUUUGUCAUGGUCAACAAUGAAAAAGCCGGCAUUGAAGCCAAGCGCAUCAUGCAGUGGGCUGUGAGCAGAUUUGGAGAGGACGGAGGGGCGACGGUGUCCAACAGCACCAUUGUGGGACACGUGGAUGAGCUCGGACUGGGCGAUAACUACUGCACGCUCCGAGGUAUCAUCGCGCCACUGGACGAUGGCCUGAGUGUCCUUAACACCAAGUUCAUCAACUUCGACCGCAGCUCUUGCGCAGCCAUCGGGGUAGCUAAAAUCGACGGGACGUGUGUGGAUCGGUGUGGUGGCUGGGCUGUCAGGUUUAGUGGUAUCCAGUACGAAAACUCACCCAACAAGGCCGGCUUGAGGUGGGAGCAUGAGGUGCAGCUGGUGGACACUGAUGGCUCCCUCACAGGAGACAUCAACCACAAAGUUGUGCCUAUGAGCGCCUUGCUGGACCCUGAUCACUGUUCCCAGAGUGGCGAGUGGAGCGUGGGUUUCCCUGGUGCUGUGUGCGACCACACCGUUGAGUUCCAUCGUGUGUCAUUCAACAAUCCCACGCCAACCUCUCUGUUGGCCAAGGAUGUCAUCUUAACCAACUCACAUGGCUCCAGUGCGGUUCCCUAUUUGAAGAAGAGAAUGACUCAUAAGUAUGGCUGGAUGGCCAUGCUACCCUCCGGACAGACCUACAACUGGUACUUUGCCAACAUGGACCACGUCACCAACAUCACAUAUGAUGCUAAAUUCUACGGCUUCAAGCCAGAUCAAUAUGUGAUCAUCAACCACAACUUAACCCAGAGUCCAGACAGAUUCCGCAUCAUCGAUGAGAGGAACGGCUCGGUGACGCCGCUGAGCUUCAGCAAUAACAAUAACGGAGACUGGUACUUCGACAACAGCACCAACAACCUCUACUACAUCAUUUCUGGGAAGACCAACCAGCGGCGGCGGCGUGCCAGCGUUGACCGCUCCAUGACUGACUCUGAGGUGAACUUGAGGGUCUACCGCUGCUUCUACACCGACUGCCUCACACCGACGCCACCGCCUCCAGCCACACUCGCCCCCUUGCCCUCCGGCCGACCUGAGGACUUCAUUUCGUGGUCUAAUGCCUCGUUCUGGACAAGUUCAGCUGAAAAUAACUUCACUGCGCCAAAAGAGGGCGCUGAUGUGGUCAUCCCAUCAGGAAAGUGGGUCAUUUUGGACAGCAACACUCCGCCCCUCAACAAGCUGACUAUCAUUGGAGUCCUAGAGAUCCCCGACAUCAACGUCACAUCCAGCAGACAGGCUCGGGCUGCAGCUGAAUACAGGACUGUGGUGAUAGACGCUGUCUACAUCUCCAUCCAGACCAUCAUGAAUAUUGUUAUUUCCAACGUGACGCUGGUGGACAACGGGUUGGGUGUGAUGCCUCUCAUCUACGCUCCUCCAUCGGUCUCCCACACAUACGCCGAUAAAAGCGUACAUAUUGAGAAUGCCUUAAUUGUUGGCAGCAGUCCGAGCUUCAACUGUUCAGACACUGUGCCCGCCACUGACUUUAAUAUUGUCAACAGUGAGGACCAUCGAGCACCGAGACCUCUCAAUGGUGGCAGAUCUGGACUCUGUUGGCCAACUUUUGGGUCUAGUCACAACACCGCUCCAGCUAAGCCUCAUCAUGUGAACAACAACUACAAUGCCAUCAAAGGACUGAUGACAGUCAACGACACAACAUUCGUGGGUUUCCGUAACGUCUGCUCCAGCGAGACGAACUUCAUGUUUAUCACCAACCCGAUCAACGAGGACUUGCAGCACCCUGUGCAGGUUUCAGGCAUAAGGACAGUUGACAGCACAGAAGGGGCCAAAGUCUUCAUCCACAGGGCUGAUUUAGGUAAAGUGAACCCAUCUGACUGUGUGGACAUGGACUGCGAUGCGAAGAAGAAGAGCUUGCUGAAGGACUUGGAUGGCUCGUUCCUCGGUGCAGUGGGAACUGUGGUGCCCCAGUCUGAGUAUGAGUGGGGAGGUGAUCCCAGGAGGGGGCUGGGCGACUACCGCAUCCCCAAAGUCAUGCUCACUUUCCCCAAUGGCAGCCGCAUCCCUGUGGACCAGAUCGCUCCACACAAAGGUGUGAUCAGGAAAAACUGCACGUAUAUGAGUACCUGGCAGAGCUACAAGUGUUUCGGGCUCAGCUACAGGAUGCUGGUGAUCGAAAGUCUUGACUCUGACACAGAGACCAGACGUCUGUCCCCCGUCGCCGUCCUCGGAGACGGCUUUGUUGAUCUUCUUAACGGUCCUCAGGAUCAAGGUUGGUGUUCAGGCUACACCUGCCAGAAGAGAGUGUCUCUCUUCCACAGCAUCGUGGCCACUGGUCACUCCUUCGACGUCUACUUCUCCAGCGUCAGCCCGCAGAAACUUCGCCUCAUGAUGCUCAACGCUGAUCCGUCUGAGAGCGUCGUGGUGUCGGUCUUCUACUCCAAGCCGCAGCGGUUGGAUGUGUACGUUGACAACAAACUGGUUGCUCCGACUAACGCUAAGUGGAACGCUGACGAAACUGACUACACCCUGAAUAAGCCCAUCGUAGCAGGUGAAUACUUCCCCCAACUGAAUGACACUUUGGGAACCAACUACUUCGACCAGGACAACAAGAUGCUGAAGGUCUUGGUGAGAGGAUCCAAACCGGUAGAAAUCCGGACCUCCCCGGUUCUCUUCCUGGCCUUCGAGCUGCCCGCCAUGACAGAGGAUGAGUUCUUCGGAGACAGCCUGGUCCAGAACCUCGCUACGUUCCUCAAGGUUCCCUCGAAUAUGAUCCGAAUCACCAAGAUCAUCCGGGAGGAUGGAAGCGCGCGACGCAGGAAGAGAUCCACUGGCCUGACGGUGGAGGUGGAGAUUAAGAAACCUCCAGUCCAGCAAACCACCAACAGCACCAAUGAUGAGGAGGACUUUGUUUUGUUGCAGAGCAUUGCUGAUGAUCUGGGUCAGGCAGCAGUUUCCGGAAACCUCAGUCAGUCCAUCGGCUUCAACGUGUCUUCGAUGGGCAUCAUCCCUCCUCCUCCUCCAGCAUCUGACCCCGACUGGAAUAAGGAGGCCACAGCGGAAGUGACAAGGGAGGAGCCUAAAGUGAGCUUUGUGUCCGGCGUGGCCAAACUGCUACUCAUGGUGGAUCCAAUAGCUGGGGAGUUUGUGGGUCCUCUGCACCAGCAGCCCAGCCUCAUGGCUGUGGAUGAGCAGGGUAACUGUGUCUAUGUGGGAGUGACAAGUCUAACUGUAACAGCCAGCCUGAAAAACUCCAGCGGGAACAGCAUAGAUGGACUGAACGGAAACACCACCAUCCUGUUCAGCACCUGCUGGGCAAACUUCACCGACCUGUCCAUUCUCAACGACGGUGAGAACCUCACCAUGGCCUUUACUCUGAAGGAGUGGGGCGCUGAGUCACGCAGCUUCUCCGUGAAAAGCACUCCAACCACAGAGGCCCCGACGACCAGCAGCAACGUCACCUUAAACACAGCCGAACCGCAGACCACCGACGACAGCAUCUUCAGCAGCGGCUCUGCCGUGGCUGCAGGCAGUCUGUGUCUGGUCAGCAUUAUCUACGCUGUAGCCUGCUGCUCAGACAGCACCCCCAUAUGUUAGAUAGUUCUGUGAAGCUAAGAGGGUUUUAUGAAGGAUAUCUCAACAUUUAUUCACUUUAACUUGAACAAGUCUGCUCAAUGAAAGGAAUGUAGUUGUUGAUAAUAUUAUGAAAAUGGUGUAUUUUUUCUUUUUCUUUUUGGGAAGUUAAACAGAUUUAUUGGGGUGGGGUUAAAAGUUUGAUGAGGAAAACCAAUGAGCCAAAUUAAAGCACUUAUCCCUCCAUCUGUUUUUUGUUUUUUGAGUUCUUUGGUUUUGUUAUAUGUAAAUGUCUGUUAUGAUUAACAUAAAUGUCUUAUGAUAUGAAGACCCAUAUAGACUUUCUAUUUUAAAACAGGUGCAAUAGGGUUUACCUUGAAUCUGUAACA